AUGGGGGGAAGUUGGAUCCCCACUUCANGGUCGUGGACAAGCGUGUCAACGACAGAACCUUCAUCUAUCUCCAGGAGCAAGCUAUCGCCCACGGCUUCACUCCUUGAAACUUGGCGUCAGCUGGCAUUACACGAGGACACCAUGUCCAGCGACAAUGUGGAACUCCUGGGCGACACUGUGGAAAUCCUGGAUUACGAACCCGAGGGCGAGGUUCCCACCGCAGAGCAGUUUCCAGCGGCCGGUGCAGGAGACGAGAGCCCCCCCAUACCCAUUGUGUUCACCGUCGAUGAUUUGCUGGACAACAUCGCCACAGCAGAUCCGGCGGAACUGGGGCGGGCCUACAACACCGGACGUGACUCUCUGGAGGAUAUCGUAGAAGCGGCCCAUGUGUCGUCCGAUUCCCCCCUUUUCGUUCCUCCUUUCUCCCUCGCGCCGGAAGAAAAAUUGCUCCUCUUGCCCCACGACGAAUUUAUGGCGUACCAAAGGUUGAACGAGAUGUGGUGCGACGGUCUUGCCGGGAAGAUAGCAGAGGUGGAGGCGCAAGAGCAGGCGAAGCGCGAGGACGCGGAGCGCUUGGCGGAACGUGAGGCUGUUCUGGCUGCUGCGGCAAGGAAGCAGGAGGAGGAACGUGAGGCUGCUCUGGCUGCUGCGGCGAGGAAGCAAGAGGAGGAACGUGAGGCUGCUCUGGCUGCUGCGGCGAGGAAGCAGGAGGAGGAGCGUGCGGCUGUUCUGCCGGAGCGUGAGGCGUAUCUCCAAGAGGCUAGGGCGAAGCAGGGGGCGCUCCGAUCGCGGCUUGAGGAGCUGGAGCCCCGCCACCAGGACCCGCGAGCAGCCCCCCACCCCCGUCGCCGUGUUAUCGUCCCCCCCCCCACGCAAUACCUCCCCCCCCGGUGUUUGCCAUCGGGGUUGGGUUUUCGUCGCUUGGCAAUGA
This is a messenger RNA of Ectocarpus sp. CCAP 1310/34, 931 nucleotides long. The record is from the annotation of a GenBank genome assembly. NCBI's taxonomy places the organism in Eukaryota, Phaeophyceae, Ectocarpales, Ectocarpaceae.